GCGCGGCCAUGACAAAACUGUCAGCAGAAGCGUCCUCAGCAAGCAAUACACAGAAUGGGAGUCCACGGUCUAUGGGAACUACUGGCCCCCGUCGGCCGCCGCGUGUCCGUCGAAACCCUAGCCGGAAGAAGACUCGCCAUCGAUGCGAGCAUAUGGAUGGUGCAGUUUAUGAAGGCAAUGCGGGACGAGAAGGGAGAGAUGGUUCGCAACGCGCAUGUACUCGGCUUCUUUCGUCGAAUUUGCAAGCUACUGUACCUGCGGACCAAGCCCGUCUUUGUAUUCGAUGGCGGAACCCCAGCCCUCAAGCGCCGCACUGUGAUCGCUCGAAGAAGACAGCGGGAGAAUGCCCAGUCCAAGCUUCGCAAGACUGCCGAGAAAUUGCUUCUCAAUCAUCUUAAGGCCAUGAAGCUGAAAGUCUUGGCUGAGGAUAUUAAGAACCAGAGGCAGAAUCAAAAGAAUGAUGCCAAGGGUAAGCAAAGUCUACCAGAUCAACCUGGUAGGAUGGGAGAUGAUAAUUUAGAAAAAAAUGAUAUGGCCUUGCUGAGUAGCAACCAGGAAAAGCUGGAUGAAAUGUUGGCAGCAUCUAUUCAGGCCGAGGAAGAAGGGGGUUCAGCAAAGAAUGCAUCAAAAUUUACUGCCGCUGUUCCUUGUGAGGAGGAUGGCGAAGAAGAUGAUGAAGAGAUGAUACUACCAGAGAUGCACGGUGAAGUUGAUCCAGCUGUUUUAGCUAAUUUGCCUCCAUCCAUGCAACUUGGACUUCUUUUGCAGUCAAAUAAGCAGGAUAAUGAUGCUAAGGGUAAGAAGAUUAUGUCAGAUCAAACUGAGAUGGUGGGAAUCAAUUUAGAAAACUGCGAAGCGGUCUCAAGGAGUUGCAAUCAAGAAAAGCUAGAUGAAAUGAUUGCAGCAUCUAUUGCGGCAGAGGAGGAUGCUGGUGCAACUAAUAACGCGUCAACAUCAACUGCUUCUAUUAUUGUUGAGGAGGAUGUUGAUGAAGAUGACGAUGAUGAUGAAGAGAUGAUACUGCCAGAAAUGCAUGGUAAAGUUGAUCCAGCUGUAUUAGCUGCAUUGCCCCCAUCAAUGCAACUCGAUCUUCUUGUUCAAAUUAGAGAGAGGUUGAUGGCAGAAAACCGACAAAAGUAUCAAAAAGUCAAAAAGGAUCCUGGAAAGUUCUCUGAGCUACAAAUACAAUCUUAUCUUAAAACUGUUGCUUUCCGUCGCGAGAUAGAUCAAGUACAGAAAGCUGCUGCUGGGAGGGGGGUUAGUGGUGUCCAUAGCUCACGGAUAGCCUCUGAGGCUCACAGAGAGUUUAUCUUUUCUUCAUCAUUUACUGGUGAUAAACAAGUACUUGCAUCUGCAAGAGCUGAUAAAAAUGGAGAUAAGCAACAAGCACCAAAAGAGCAUCCUUCAAAUUCCAGGAACAGUGUUCCAUCUACCAAUAAUGUGACUGGAGCAACCCCAGAUGAAUCCACAAGUGUUUUUGAUGACAACAUUGAGACAUAUUUGGAUGAGAGGGGCCAUCUUCGAGUCAGUAGAGUGAGAGCUAUGGGGAUCCGUAUGACCCGUGAUUUACAAAGGAACUUGGAUUUGAUGAAGGAGAUUGAACAGGAGAAAACAAAUACAAACAAGAUAAUCAACACUAGGAAUGUGCUCGAUGAAAGAGACAUUGACAUUUCAAAAAGUUCAUGUAGUAAUAGAACAGUCAUAGAAACAUCAUGCGGUGAUAAUGGUGAUUCCAUUGACACUGGUGUGUUGAGAAGUCAUCCUGGUCAAAAGAAGGUUUUGGAAUCCUUAGUUGGUGAUAAUAGCUUGAAUGACAGAAAUAAUCAGUUUACGUUAAAACUUGAAACUCCUAUAGAAAUAUCUAUUGAAGACGGUGGUGAGAGCAAGUCUUUUGAUGGUGAUGAUGAUCUUUUUGCUUCUUUAGUGGCAGGAAAUCCUGUAACUACUAAUGCUAAUGAUGUAUUAAGAAAACCAUCUUCUGGUUCUGAUUCAGACUGUGACUGGGAGGAAGGAACUGUUGCAGUGAAAAGUAAGGAGCCUCGUGUGGAAGGCAACAUGAGCGAUGACAGUGAAGUGGAAUGGGAGGAAGGAGUUUGUGGUAUUACAGAAAAUACCUCAUCUUUUCCUUUUGAGUGUGGGAAAACAGUUUCUAAAGGUUAUUUUGAAGAAGAGGCUAAUUUUCAGGAGGCAAUAAGGAGAAGUCUUGAGGAUAUUGGGGAUGAGAAGUGUGCUUAUGCAUCAUCUGCAGAGGAAAAGUUGCAAUGUUUUGGAGGAGAGGCUCAUAAAGGUGCUGAAUUUAUUGAUAGAGAAACUAAGAUAGUUGAGGCAGUUUUGGUCGGGAAAAUUGGUAAGCGACAAAAUGAAUCAUCUUGCGAUAUUGUUGAUGGAGUCAAAAAGAUGAAAGGCGUUACAUACUUGGAUUCUCCUCCAGCACAAACAAUGCAGAAUGUAAGCGAAAGGGAAAAUUUCUGUGGAGGAAUGGAAUGCGCUGAAUCUGUUACUCCGUCAGGAACAAAGGAGGUCCAUAUGAUUACUGAGCAAGUCUUGGGUACUUUCAAUGAGGAUGACAGUUUAUCUACCUUGCCCAAUACCUUAGAAAAACAUAAAGCUCAUUCUUUUGAUGCCUUGUCUUGUGAUGCUACCGAUUGGGUUGAUGAUCAGAAGAAUGAAAUUGAAGCUGAGCCAUCAUGUCAUAUAGUUGAGAUGGCUAACCCAGCUGCCUUAACGGGGUCAUUGACAGAAAAUCUAACAAAUGAUUGUGAUGUUGAUAAAACAUGGGUUAAGGAAAAGAGUCAUGACAAUUUUUUUCAGGAAAGUGACCACAGCUGGGACAAAUCUUCACUCAACAGUGAUGCGAAUGCACAUGUUGAAGCCACAGAGGCUAAUUUGGAGGAGGAAAUGCUAAUUCUCGGCCAAGAAUGUAUGAAUCUGGGAGAUGAGCAGAGAAGGCUUGAACGUAAUGUAGAAUCAGUCAGCAGUGAGAUGUUCACUGAAUGUCAGGAGCUACUGCAAAUGUUCGGUAUACCGUACAUUAUUGCGCCGAUGGAAGCAGAAGCCCAAUGUGCAUAUAUGGAACUUGCAAACCUUGUUGAUGGUGUUGUGACUGAUGACUCCGAUGUGUUCUUGUUUGGGGCGCGAAGUGUGUACAAAAAUAUAUUCGACGAUCGUAAAUAUGUUGAGACAUAUUUCAUGAAGGACAUUGAGAAGGAGCUUGGCCUAAGCAGAGAGAAGUUAAUUCGUAUGGCACUUCUUCUUGGAAGUGAUUAUACUGAAGGAGUUAGUGGGAUCGGCAUUGUCAAUGCUAUUGAAGUUGUGAAUGCAUUUCCUGAGGAGUAUGGCCUCCAUAAAUUCCGGGAUUGGAUUGAAUCACCAGAUCCUACCAUUCUAGGGAAGUUUGAUGGUGAAACGGGAUCAAGUGCAAAGAAAAGGGGGUCUAAGUUUGGGGAUAAGGAUAUCGAUUCACAGAGCAAGAAGGAAGAAGUCACUGCAUUUGACCAAAAUAAUUGUCACGGUCAAGAGCACAAGCAGUCAGCUGAUCUUAUUGAAGAAAUAAAGCAAACUUUCAUGGAUAAGCAUAGGAAAGUGAGCAAAAAUUGGCAUAUUCCCCCCUCUUUUCCAAGUGAAGCAGUUAGUGUUGCUUAUACUUGUCCACAGGUGGACAAAUCAACUGAGCCCUUCACAUGGGGAAAGCCAGAUCAUUUUGUUCUUCGCAAAUUAUGUUGGGAAAAGUUUGGUUGGGGUACCCAGAAGGCAGAUGAAUUGCUAAUACCCGUUCUGAAGGAGUACGACAAACGCGAGACUCAACUGCGGCUGGAAGCUUUUUACACGUUUAAUGAAAGAUUUGCAAGAAUUCGUAGUAAGAGAAUCAAGAAAGCUGUUAAAGGUAUCGCUGGAAAUCAAUCUUCAGAAUUGAUAGAUGAUGCUGCUCAAGAAGUUUCUAGAAGUAGAAAGAAGAGAAGCAUAAAUACUGAUGAAGCUGGGGAUGAAAAAUCAGAGAAACUGUCAGAGGGAACAGAGAAAGGUGUUUUUAGAGAUCAGAGAAAUUCUAAAGGAAAGUCAACCAUUAAGCAGUCGAGGAAAAGGAGGACCACUGAAGUGCCUGUUCCAUCUGAGCGACCAAAGCCUGCUGAAGUGGCACGAACAACUAAUAGAAGAUUGCAUGCAAAUGGAAAAGGCAGAGGAAGAGGUAGGAAGGUAUUGGGAAGAGGAAAGGGAAAAGAAAAUCCCAGUGCUGAAGCAUCUGAAACCAGCUCUAGUAAGGGCGAUGAUGAUGAUGAUGGGAUGGACCUUCAUAUGGAGACAGUAGAAGGGUCAGGAGAAGUGCGCAGGUCAGGGCGUUUGCGGAAGCCUGUAAAUUACAGUGUCAAUGACUUAGAAAAUGAUGAUGUUGAUGAUCCACUAGAUCACUGUGAUACAAAAUGCUCCAAUGAAGAGUCAGGGGAACAACUUCUAUCCUGGGACGAGGAGGAUAAAUCCGAGGAAGGUCCUUCUCGUUUCAGUGAGAAGAAACAGCAGAAUGCAGGGAACUUGUCUCCUAAUGCGGGCCUGUGUAAUGAUUAUCUUGAAACAGGAGGUGGGUUCUGCCUUGUUGAAGAUGAAACUGGUGAACUUGCAGGAGGUGGGUUCUGCCCUGUUGAAGAUGAAACUGGUGAACUUGGUCUCAGCCAACACCAUGAUCCUUCUUUCGAGGCAGAGGUUUCUGAAGACUACCUUAAGAUGGGAGGGAGGCUGUGCAGAGAUGGUGAGAAUGACCGAGAUGAAAUUGGUGUACAAACUACAGCUGCUGCCUCUGAAGAUUCCGACCUUCUCAAUUUCUCCGGCUUUGUCAAUAAAGUUGAUUUUGGUAAUGCUUCAGUUCAAUCCAGCGUUGGCACUAAAAGACCUUUACAAGGAUUUGAAGGUUGUGAGAGGACAGAUGCAUAUGAUACUGAACAAAGUAUAAAUGAUGAAAUAGCUUCAAAUAAUGACGAUCAUUCAAAGUUGGGCGUGUCACUGCAGGAAAAUACUGUAGAUAAUUCAGGGCAGCCAUCCGUAGGGGUAGGAGCUCUAAGUGCAAUGCCUUUCCUCAGGAAAAAAAGGCGGAAGACCUGAGGCUAUGCAUAAUUAAUUCUGUAAAAAUAUGUCUGCGUCAUUGUGUGAUUAUCUUGUAUUUAUGUAAUCAUCAUUGUGGUCUGGCAUUAAGGCGCGUUUGAUGUCAGGCCUAGUUUUUAGCGGAGCCCAAUUUCAUACUCAUUUUAUGAGCUUUACCUGGCUCAAUUACUGGCUGGUUAUAGGCCUAUUUAAAUUUAUGGUAAUUCUGCAGACACCAACUGCUGAGAAUACCAAUUUUAGCCUUCACGUAAUUUGAAAAAGAAAAGCCAAGGACCCCAAAACCCACCCAAGAAUUUCAUGUA
This is a messenger RNA of Prunus avium (sweet cherry), 5393 nucleotides long. It is a transcript of the gene UVH3, whose product is annotated as 5'-3' exonuclease family protein. Gene Ontology annotation, molecular function: DNA endonuclease activity; single-stranded DNA binding. Gene Ontology annotation, cellular component: nucleus. Gene Ontology annotation, biological process: nucleotide-excision repair. Lineage: Eukaryota; Viridiplantae; Streptophyta; Magnoliopsida; Rosales; Rosaceae. The record is from RefSeq and is a predicted model, not a curated record.